AUGUCCUCUUAUAUCGGCAUGGAUAUCGUCGCAGCUACAGCGGCAGAGAGCCGAGCAUUGAGUGACGUCGAGAGCAUGAAAAUGGCCGCUCGCAAAAUCAACCUUCGUGUCAUUACGUUGUAUUCGCUGGCCAUGCUCCCCGCAUCGUUUGUUGUCCCCAUGGACCACCCUUUCAUCAAUGGCCACAGUACCUCGGUCGGUGCACGCUCCAUUUUCAUUAUCGCCGUCGUGGAGGCUGGCAUGCCCAAAGUUGCCCACUUUUUCAACGCAGUCUUUGUCUUCUCGGCCUUCACUUGCGGUAUUAACUCUAUGUAUAUCGCGACGAGGGUUUUGCAUACCCUGGCUCUUCGCGGUCAGACCGGCCCUGAGUUUAUUACGAGACGUCUUCGCCAUGGGGCAAGACUUGACGAGCUAGCCAACAACUGCACUGUAUCCUGUAAUGUUUAUGCCUCCAUAUGUGCAACCUAUCUGUACUUUUUCCGGACACUUGAAGAUGCCCAAAUAUACGGCAAUACGUCUGAGUCGCAGGCAGCGAGCUAUGAUCGAGACAACCCUCGGUAUCCAUACAAGUCCCACGGGCAAUGGCUCAAAGCUUGCUAUGGUUUAGUUGCUUGUGUCGUUCUUAUCCUCUUCAACGGCGUAGGCGCCUUUAUUGAGCCCUUGAGCAUUCGCAAGUUCAUUGCUGCUUAUAUUAGUCUUCCGGUGUUCAUUUUACUCAUCUUGUGUUAUAAUAUCCGUAAACACGGGUUCCGGUUUAGGGAUUGGUGGACAGACAAGUCGGGCGACUUGAGCCAGACCGUGCAGGCUUCAAGCCAUACGCGGAAGGGAAGGCUCGAGUUCCCUGACAGUGGCAUCACAGGACACAACUGGCAAGUCUUUGUUCAUUGGGUCUGGGUAUGGUGGAAGUAA
Messenger RNA from Podospora anserina S mat+, 909 nucleotides. RefSeq lists its product as uncharacterized. The record is from RefSeq and is a predicted model, not a curated record. Gene Ontology annotation, cellular component: membrane. Gene Ontology annotation, biological process: amino acid transmembrane transport. The transcript has 6 exons. Bases 1 to 909 code for a protein of 302 amino acids. Lineage: Eukaryota; Fungi; Ascomycota; Sordariomycetes; Sordariales; Podosporaceae. Gene Ontology annotation, molecular function: amino acid transmembrane transporter activity.